Pestalotiopsis fici W106-1 is the source of this 1263-nucleotide messenger RNA. RefSeq lists its product as uncharacterized. NCBI's taxonomy places the organism in Eukaryota, Fungi, Ascomycota, Sordariomycetes, Amphisphaeriales, Sporocadaceae. Gene Ontology annotation, molecular function: (S)-2-hydroxy-acid oxidase activity; (S)-2-hydroxyglutarate dehydrogenase activity. The transcript is spliced from 2 exons. Gene Ontology annotation, cellular component: mitochondrion. Bases 1 to 1263 code for a protein of 420 amino acids. The record is from RefSeq and is a predicted model, not a curated record.
AUGCUGGGAGGAAGUUUGCGUCGCCAGUUGCUUUGCAACGCCCAAACUCGGAUCUGGAGAUCCUUUUCCAGCACUUCGCCAGCAAGGGCAGAUUUCACCCAUGUUGUGAUUGGCGGUGGCGUGGUCGGCUUGGCCGUAUCACAGCGCUUGGCGGCAGCGCAUCCCGCGAGCACAACGUUGCUGCUGGAGAGACACGGGCACGUGGGCACCGAGACGUCGUCGCGCAACAGCGAAGUCAUCCACGCGGGUCUGUACUACGGGGCCACGUCGCUCAAGACGCGGCUCUGCGUGCGCGGCAAGGAGCAGCUCUACGCCUUUUGCGAACAGCACGCCGUGCCCCAUCGCCGCACCGGCAAGUGGAUCGUCGCCCAGACCGACGACGAGCGCGACGCCCUCGAGCGCCUGCACGUCUUUGCCCGCGACGAGAUUGGCGUCCCGACGCGCUGGAUCGACGAGGAGGAGCGCCGGCGCGAGGAUCCCGAGGUCACGGGCCGCACCGGCAUUCUCGAGAGCCCCACCUCGGGUAUCGUCGACUCGCAUUCGCUGAUGCUGGCUCUGCACGGCUUGUUUGAGGAGCAAGGCGGCGUGACAGCGCUCAACUCGAACGUGACGGCCAUUGAGCCGCUGAGCGGCAGCGGGGGCAAGCCCGGCAGUGGAGGCUGGCGGAUUACGGUGAGAGACAGCGACACGGGUGAGGAGAGCUCCAUCGAGACCGAGACAUUGGUCAAUUGCGCAGGCCUGGGCGCCGCCGACGUGCACAACAUGAUUGCGCCGCCGGAGCAGCACACGCGGCUCUACUAUGCCAAGGGCAACUACUUUUCCUACGCCGCUUCGCACCCCCGGGUCAAGCGCCUCGUCUAUCCCAUGACUAUGCCGGGCGCGGGCGGCCUUGGCACCCACCUGACCCUCGACAUGGCGGGCCGCGUCCGCUUCGGCCCCGACGUGGAAUGGGUCGAGGACCCGACGGACCUCCAGGUCAGCGCCGCCCGCCUGGCCCCCGCCGUCGAGGCCAUCCACCGCUACCUACCCAAUGUGGACGUGAGCGCGCUGGCAGCCGACUACGCGGGCAUCCGGCCCAAGCUCGGCAAGGCGGGCGCCGUGGGCCAGGGCAAAGGGUUCUACGAUUUCCACAUCAAGAAAGAAGACGGCUUUGAGGGCUGGGUUAACCUCUUGGCUAUUGAGAGUCCCGGGCUGACGAGUAGUCUGGCUAUUGGAGAUUUGGUUGAACAGCUCAUGUAUGGUAGCACGACGCCAGAGUCAUAA